Molecule: messenger RNA, 1982 nt
Organism: Centrocercus urophasianus (Greater sage-grouse)
Lineage: Eukaryota; Metazoa; Chordata; Aves; Galliformes; Phasianidae
Product: transitional endoplasmic reticulum ATPase-like
Exons: 10
Coding region: 33-1631 (532 amino acids)
Biological process (GO): retrograde protein transport, ER to cytosol; autophagosome maturation; mitotic spindle disassembly
Cellular component (GO): VCP-NPL4-UFD1 AAA ATPase complex; nucleus; cytosol
Molecular function (GO): ATP binding; ATP hydrolysis activity; polyubiquitin modification-dependent protein binding
Source: RefSeq, a predicted model, not a curated record
CAAAGUGCUACUGUUUUUCAGGUCCUGAGAUCAUGAGCAAGCUGGCUGGUGAGUCUGAGAGCAACCUGAGGAAAGCCUUUGAAGAAGCUGAGAAGAAUGCUCCUGCCAUCAUCUUCAUUGAUGAACUGGAUGCCAUUGCUCCAAAGAGAGAGAAGACACAUGGAGAGGUGGAACGUCGCAUAGUAUCUCAGCUGUUGACUCUUAUGGAUGGACUGAAACAGAGGGCACAUGUGAUUGUUAUGGCAGCUACCAACAGACCUAACAGCAUUGACCCAGCGCUCAGGCGGUUUGGUCGUUUUGACAGAGAGGUAGAUAUUGGUAUCCCAGAUGCAACUGGGCGCCUGGAAAUCCUGCAGAUCCACACAAAAAAUAUGAAACUGGCUGAUGAUGUGGAUCUGGAACAGGUGGGAAACGAGACCCAUGGACACGUUGGUGCUGACUUGGCUGCUCUUUGCUCAGAAGCUGCUCUUCAGGCUAUCAGAAAGAAGAUGGAUCUCAUAGAUCUAGAAGAUGAAACCAUUGAUGCUGAAGUGAUGAACUCCCUGGCUGUGACCAUGGAUGACUUCAGGUGGGCUCUGAGCCAGAGCAACCCUUCUGCUCUUCGAGAGACUGUGGUGGAGGUGCCACAAGUUACCUGGGAAGAUAUUGGUGGCCUAGAAGAUGUAAAGAGAGAACUCCAGGAGCUUGUACAGUAUCCUGUGGAGCACCCAGACAAGUUCCUAAAAUUUGGUAUGACCCCAUCAAAAGGGGUUCUGUUUUAUGGGCCACCUGGUUGUGGUAAGACACUUCUGGCCAAAGCCAUUGCCAAUGAAUGCCAGGCAAACUUCAUUUCCAUCAAGGGGCCAGAAUUGCUUACCAUGUGGUUUGGAGAAUCUGAAGCCAAUGUGCGUGAGAUCUUUGACAAGGCCCGCCAAGCAGCCCCUUGUGUGCUCUUCUUUGAUGAGCUGGACUCCAUUGCAAAGGCUCGAGGUGGGAAUAUUGGAGAUGGUGGUGGUGCUGCAGAUCGCGUCAUCAACCAGAUCCUGACAGAGAUGGAUGGCAUGUCUACCAAGAAGAACGUCUUCAUCAUCGGUGCCACCAACAGGCCAGACAUCAUUGACCCAGCUAUCUUGCGUCCUGGCCGCCUGGAUCAACUCAUUUACAUCCCCCUGCCUGAUGAGAAGUCCCGAGUUGCUAUUCUUAAGGCCAACUUGAGGAAAUCACCAGUUGCGAAGGAUGUUGACCUGGAUUUCCUAGCUAAGAUGACCAAUGGCUUUUCGGGGGCUGACCUGACAGAAAUUUGCCAGCGUGCCUGCAAACUGGCCAUCCGUGAGUCCAUUGAGAGUGAGAUCAGGCGAGAACGUGAGAGGCAGACCAACCCUUCUGCUAUGGAAGUGGAGGAAGAUGACCCAGUUCCUGAGAUACGCAGGGAUCACUUUGAGGAGGCCAUGCGCUUUGCUCGCCGCUCUGUCAGCGACAACGACAUCAGGAAAUACGAGAUGUUUGCACAGACUCUACAGCAGAGCCGCGGCUUUGGCAGCUUCAGGUUCCCAUCAGGUAACCAGGGAGGCGCUGGGCCAAGCCAAGGCACAGGAGGUGGCAGCGGGGGCAACGUUUACAGUGAAGACAAUGAUGAUGAUCUUUAUGGUUAACUUGCUGUCCUCAGUAGACCAAAUUCCAAGUCAGGCUAAGUUGUACAGGGAAAAUCCAAUGUUCAGUGGACUCCUGAUUUCUUCAUUCCUCAGUCAGAACAGUGUAGCUGCACGUCAGACUUUGUACAGGGGAUGUAUUCUGCAAACACAAAUCCAGACCGAUAUUCAGUUGGGAGACAGUGAAUUAACAAGUAGGGGGAACCGACUUAAUUUCUGAGAAAUUUCUGUUGUAGUUUAUGUGGCAGAAUCAGCAACUUUAGCAAAGGGUACAAUGCUAGCCUGUAUUAAAACAAACAACAAAACCAAAUUAAAAAUAAAAUAAUAAAAUAAUAAAAAUCUCACAAAACUCUA